ACAAAUGCUAAUAGGCUUUCCGCGUUGUUCUGUAGGAUAUUGUGUAGGGAUUUGGUGGUUGUUACAAUAUUUGGAAGAGUGUCGUUUUUAAGCGCUUGUUCCGUAAAACUUGCUGGAUGAUCAAAGUGCCUUGGCCAUGGAGAAUCGAACUGUGAAAGAGGCAUCUGUUGAGGGUGUCCAGCGACGGACCCACCCCAAGAAACAUUUUAUGUUUUGCAUCAAGGUUUCAUGGUCCGAUGGUACUGUGAAUCUAGUUUACAGGAGAUACAGCGAGUUUCUACAUCUACAGACAAUUUUAUUCCAGGCAUUCCCUGGCUCGCUUGGCAGGCCGGGUACCAAACGAAAGUUCAUUACACCCCUUCCUGAUUCGCUAACAACACGCAUGAAUGUUGGUGAAACGAUAUUCAGAAGAAUGGAACAAGUCAACUUUUUUCUUAAGGAAAUUUUGUCUCUUGAGCACAAGGUUUCACAGUCACAACACAUCAGGCGGUUUUUGACUCCAACGCAAGAGGACUUAGAACCGUUACAAGUGCCAAAGAGGGUACGAUUUAAGAAGAGAAAUGGCAGACGAAGAAGUAGUAACUUUACACAGACGGUGAGAAAGCUGAAGUUUGGAAAGACCAGAGUAUUUGGUAACAAGAUAAGUUCACCAAUAGUACUAGAGCACUUUGUGGUUAUGGACGAUUACAACAAGCAGGCAAAGAGUGAUAUUAACUUGAAGAAAGGGCGAACUGUUGACGUUAUCGAAAAGAGAGAAUGCGGUUGGUGGCUGGUUGAGUGUGACGGGGAAGUGGGCUGGGCUCCAGCUUUGUAUCUUGAGCCCGCUGACGAGAUGGCAGAUGCUUCUAAUGCACAGAAAUUCGCUGUUGGUAGAGGUGAGAUCUAUGUCACAUCUAAACGUUACGUUGCUGUUGAGGGAGACGAAUUGAGCUUUGAAAUCGGAGUCAACCUGCAGAUUUUGGAAAAAAACUAUGAUGGAUGGUGGAAAGCCUCAUAUCUUGGGAAAGAAGGCUUGGUACCUGCUAUGUACUUGAAAAAGUUGGGAAAUGAUAGAAGGAAAUCAUUGGGAGGAAGAAGGAAAUCAAGACUUUUUUCUUCAAAUGAACUCAGGGGGGAAAGUGACGAUGACGAUGAAGUUAUUUCAGAAAUACCUGAAGAAGAGAAAGACGAAAAUAACAAGGAUCGGAAGACGUCUAUGCCGAAAACGAUUUCGCAACAAAUGAUGUCAGUAAUCGGUAGAAAGACCUCCAAAGAGGCGGAGACUUCCAAAGAUGCUGUAGAUGGUGGCAGCGACAGUAUAUCUAAAGGUGACCGUAGAACUAUAGACACAAUGGUUGAAAUGAGUACCGAGUUCUUACAGUUGCGAAAGAAAAACUCGAAUCCAAAGCCGGACCCAGGAAUCCCAGAAAAAUCCCAAACGCUACCAGCAACGAGGAGCCCAAGACCCACCCUACAGCGUAAAGCCAUCAGCACACUGGCGGCUUAUUCCUUUGGUCUUGGAUCAUCAGGAGAGGGCGUUAAAGAAGGUUCUAAGGACGACAUGUCCCUGGGGAUUCCACGAAGUCGAAGUAUGGAUUCAGUGCCUACCUCCCAUUUGAAGCAGAACGUCAACAAGCAGUUGGAUUCAAAAUGGAAGCCUGAAACCAAGAAUGCGUUAUCGUCAUCGCUCAAAUGCGUCAAUGAGAUUCCUGAACCAGAUCGAGAUAAAGGCGAAAACGAUAAAACAGAUUCAGGCCCUCAGUCAACAAACGUGCUCAACGAUCUUUCCCUCACCAACUCAAAUUCGACUUCAGAGAACGAGAAGGACUCCGUUAGUUUGAAAAACGAAGGAGAUAAUGACUUAAAUGACAUAGACACAUGUGACAUAAGAUCCGAAAGCACUUCAUCUACAGAGCUUACCCAAAGUCCAGAAGUGUGCGAGCAGCCAAUUGACCUAUCGAGGUAUUUUCAGACAAUUUCACUGGGUGGCGACUCACCCCGACUUCAUUCACCAAACAGAGUCCCUCCUGUACCUUCCUUGAUACCUCAGAGCUUACAUAGUGACCCACCGAGGUCUCCAGCGCCUAGCAGAAUUGCUCCCGUGCCCAGUGGUAUCAGUACUUUUCCCAAAAGAGCAGAUGCCGCAUUCAAACCACAGGGAACCCACAGAAAUCCGCAGUCAAUCGACCGAAAAAUUAUCCGGCAGGCAUCGUUUGAAAAAGAAACAGCUGUGGAGCUUAAUGAAGAAAUUCAAUAUUGGAGCUCAAGUGAAGAAUCAGAACCUGAGUUGUUGCAGUUGUCUGUUAACAGCAAAGGUUCGCCCGCUAUCGUGGUUGAUAACGCAGAGGAGAGUUCUACAGAAGAGGAAGAAGAAGAGGAAGAAGAAGAAGAAGAAGAGGAAGAGGAAGAAGAAGAAGAGGGAGAGGAAGAAAUGGAUAAGCAUCCCAAUGGAACCCAAGAUCUCAAUCUUAAAAGUAGCAUCAACUCUACUGAAAGCCUAAAAAUUCAGAUAGGAACCCCGUCAAUUGAAGAUGAAAACUCCAAUGACAUCUAUUGCGCAUUUGAAGCGUGUGAAAUUGACAGCGAAAUGAACCUAUCCAAAGGUGACUACGUGCAAGUUUUAGAGAAAGCAUCAACCGGAUGGUGGCUGGUAAAGAACGAGGCAGGUCUGAAAGGUUGGGCCCCGUCUAACUUUCUUUGCCCUGCGCCCCAAGCCCAUGGGAAUACAGAAUGCCCUGUCUUACCAGAGGAAGGAGUAUGUGUCAUCGAGAAGGAGUGUAAGCCCCAGAUGUCAUGCCGUGUUAUUGAGGAUUACAAGGGUGAUCCAUACAACCAAGAAAUAGAUCUCCGCAAGGGAGAGUUUGCGCAUAUUUUGCACAAGAGCGAAAGCGGAUGGUGGUGUGUACAGGAUGAAGACGGGGAGAUAGGAUGGGCUCCUUCAAACUACCUGGAAGUGUUCGAAGAUGAGAAUGCUCAUAAAUACGUAAAUCAUGUUGGACAUUGAACUGUGCGUUCGUCAGCGUCAUACAGAACAAUACUGCUGGGGCAAGCAGUGUCAUGCUUUAAGAGGACAACUAGACUUGCUGAGAGACUGAUAAACUAUAACCACGAUGUUUGACAGAAAGUAAAUAAUAGUUGCGCUUUGCUUUAAUUUACUGAUUCGAAAUGUUCUCGAGGAGCAAUUGCACCAUACAUUAAGUACGUUUUCUGCGUGCUACUUUGUCUUCAGACCAAAAACAUGUCGCGGAAAAUAAUGGAGACGAAAAAAGAAGUGAAGGAGUCAGAAAAGUGCUACGAAAAUAAAUAUAAACCUAAAAUGAAAGAGUAUGAUUUAGGCUGGGGGAGACUGGGGGAGACCAGUAAGUCGGAUUAAGUAGGCGGCAAGUUUAGAAAGCAUCAACAACCAAAACAAAACUAGAAUGUUUGAAGACUCGCCAUUCAUGACGUCACCAAGCUCUUUUUUAAUCUCAGAGUGUUUCGUCGCAAUUAGCACGGACAUCUGCAUUAAAUCUUGUGAAAUCUAUCAAUUCAAGGCAAUGAGUUUCUAGCGCAUGGACAUUUUUACCGAUGCCACACAAUAUAAACAAUUUUUCGUAUUUUUCAAAUAAGCCAAAAACCACCUUCAUAGUUCAAUUUAUCAUGCCCAAUUUACAAAAGACACGAAGUUUGAUAAGAAUUCGUUGCAAAUUUACAAAAAUAUGGGACGCCAAACUUACAAAGAAAUGUAUGCCAAGGGGCAACACGUGCCCCGUGGCACACCUUUCUUUUCUUUUUCUUGAUAAAUCGAGUGGUGUAGUUUAUUUUCUGAAUGAAAAUAAAAAAAGCGGAGAAAAAUGACAUCGGUAAUAAGGUCCAUUGCUUUUCUACAACAGUCUGUGAACAGGCUCGUCGCUCAUCAAUGCUUAACAUUAGAUAUACAAGUUAUGAGGUAGCACGAAACAGGCCGAGUGCUAGUUAUCAGUAGGUUUUGGCAAAUAUUCACUGACUAACAUUAGAUGUUACGAAGUACCAAGCAAGGGAUAUGCCACCUUCUAAAACUUUUAUACAACAUUAAUACUACCAUAAUGGUACUCAGUACAGUGGCUGUGCCAUCUUUGGGUAUUCGCUAACCAAUAACCCUGGAUUUAAAAAUUCACCCCUUUUUUCCACUUCGUUUGGAAAACUAUAUAAAUUCAAGGGGCAUUUCAAGGAGUUUACAACAUAAACAAACGUUUUUUUAGAAGAGACAAUCAACUUGAUUGUCGACUAAUGCCGUUUUUAUGCUUAUUAAAGUUUUCGAGGGAUGAAAUAAGGUUUUGUGACAUUUGCAGUUAAUUGAAGAGUGAGGAAAAAUAGCGGCUUAUAAAACAUUUAUAGUUGCAGGGCAGUUAUUUUUUUAAUAUUUAAACAAGUUGCUAACUUUGCAACUUUUGACCUGAUAGCAUUGAACUAAGAAAAUUGAAAAUGGAACGGAAUUUCGUUGGACAGUACUUAAACAUAUGAAAAACUAAAAGGAAGAAAGUAGAAAUUAAAAGGUCAUUUUGGAGUGAAGUUAUUAGCAAAAGAACAAGAAUUAGUUGUAGCCUUCAGGGUCGGGUUGUUCAAAACCCGAUAAAGCUAAACCAGCAUUGGCGAGAAUUUUGAUUUGAGUUUUGCAACUUGUUGACAGUUUAUAUUUUUUGUCUAUUUGUUUUGAGUUUGAAUAAUCUCAAACUACACAAGCCAUUAGCAGUGAAAAACAUUUUUGUACAAGAAAAGUUAAUACUUUAGUUAUCCUGGGUUAGCGUUAACCGACUUUCGAACAACCCGGCCCAGAUUUCUUUCUAGUUUUCCGCUAGUCUUACAGUUUUAAUUGUAACAGAUUUUGUUUUAACAUUUUAAGCCCUUUUGUAGACUCUGGAGAACUAUAACCUUUUCUACAAGUCUGGAAUUGACUAAGAGAAAGCAACAAUAUACUCUUGCAAGGAAAUUUGAGGUUUCUUUAUUGCAUUUAUAGCUGUUAUAAAGAAUUGAAGCAUAUAUAGUAUAAGUAAAUGUAACCUUAAAUUGAUAAAGAUAAUAGAACCUUUAUGUUUUCAGUACAAUCAACAAUAAAGGUCAUUUAUUCUCUAUAA
This is a messenger RNA of Orbicella faveolata, 5072 nucleotides long. RefSeq lists its product as uncharacterized. The record is from RefSeq and is a predicted model, not a curated record. Gene Ontology annotation, molecular function: phosphatidylinositol binding; superoxide-generating NADPH oxidase activator activity; protein binding. Gene Ontology annotation, cellular component: cytoplasm. NCBI's taxonomy places the organism in Eukaryota, Metazoa, Cnidaria, Anthozoa, Scleractinia, Merulinidae. Gene Ontology annotation, biological process: superoxide anion generation.